GCUUUCAUCUGUAAAAUGGGAGCUGAUCAAGUCAAGGGAGUAGUGCUUAGUGAAGCCCAGACGUCUGUACCAGUGUGAGGACCCAGACGUCUGUACCAGUGUGAGAAACUGUUACUCUCUUAGGGUAUUGGACAAUAUGGACAUGAGUUAUGACACUGUAAUCAUGUGUCAUUGAUGGAAAUUUUCCUAGUUAUUUUAACUAAUAUUUUCUUAGAACAGGAAAGUUUUCCAGAGAUCAUCUAAUCACUAGAUUCUAAUCUAACCCCUCCAUUUUACAGAUAAACUGAGGCCCAGAAUAAAUUUCUACCUUAUUAAUUACAGCAGCAACUGUAUAAACUUGAAAGAUCUCAGUAUAUGUGUGUGUAACAAACACACACACACACUCGUUCUCAGACAUGAAUCUGUGGCCUUAUGGUAACUCCACAGCCUGCUCUGAUAUCUGCAGCCCACACGUUGGGAAGCCCACUGACUCAGUUACAUGUUAAAAAAUCAAAUAUAGGCCAGGCGCGGUGGCUCACGCCUGUAAUCCCAGCACUUUGGGAGGCCAAGAUGGGCGGAUCACCUGAGGUCAGGAGUUUGAGACCAGCCUGGCCAACAUGGUGAAACCCCGUCUCUACCAAAAAUUCAAAAAUUAGCUGGGCGUGGUGGUGGGCGCCUGUAAUCCCAGCAACUCAGGAGGCUGAGGCAGGAAAAUCUCUUGAACCCGGGAGGCGGAGCUUGCAGUGAGCCGAGAUGGCGCCACUGCACUCCAGCCUGGGCGACAGAGCGAGACUCUGUUUCAAAAUAAAUAAAUAAAUAAGUACAUAGAUAAAUAAAUAAACACUUGCACAUUUCAUUCACUGUCCUCAUUCUGGUUUUCCCCGAGGCACGUAGUUCUGACACUUGAAUGUGCAUGAGAAUCACCUGGAGGGCUUUUGCCGGAACACGGAUUGCUGGGCUCCCUCCCCAGUUUCUGAUUCAGGAUGGGGGGGAAGUUUUGCAUUUCUAACAGGUUCUCAGGUGAUGUGAUGCGGCUGGGCAGGGACCUCAUUUUGGGAACCACUGCCCUAGGCUUACUGAUUCAUCUUGAAUCCUUUAACUCAGAGUCAAAACUUACUAUGCACCUUUGUCUGAUCCCUCCCCAACUCCAAACCAGCUUGACCAGUGGGAGAAUGACUCCAUGACUCUGCAGAAAAACGCUAUGUAGGUGUUAUUCACAUUUUUAAAAUAGGCAUUUUUGGGGGAGGGAGAAAAAAAAUCUAGAACCCUAAGAAAGAAUCCAAUAUGGGCCGGGCACGGUGGCUCAUGCCUGUAAUCCCAGCACUUUGGGAGGCUGAAGCAGGUGGAUCACAAGGUCAGGAGAUUGAGACUGGCAUGACCAACCCAGUGAAACCCCAUUUCUACUAAAAAUACAAAAAUUAGCUGGGUGUGGUGGUGCACGCUUGUAGUCCCAGCUACUUGGGAGGCUGAGGCAGGAGAAUCGCUUGAACUCAGAGGCAGAGGUUGCAGUGAGCUGAGAUCGUGCCACUGCACUCCAGCCUGGGCGACAGAGUGAGACUCUGUCUCAAAAAGAAAGAGAGAGAGAGAAAGAAGGAAGGAAGGGAAGGAAGGAAGGAACGAGAAAGAAGCCAAUGUAGAAGCAGGCUAGAAACCUGUCAAGGAAGGAAACCCAGUUAUUUUCUGGGAGGGCAGUGGGAGCACAGACUGAUGGCCAAGAAAGCUCUCAGCUGGAGAAACACAGCGACAGAAGUGGAGUCAUUUCAGAGCUUGGCUGCAGCUUCUCUCUCGCUGUUUCUCUCCCUUCUUUCCCUCCCUCCCACUUCUCUCCUUCCCUUCUUUCCUGCUUCUUUCUUUCCUUCCUUCCCUCCCUUCCUUUUUUUUAUCCUUGAUUUGAAAUAGAGAAGAAUCAGAGUUGGGAACCUGGAACUUUUGAAAAUGCAGCUUUUCCUUAGAAGAGUCAGUGGUGGGCCUGUGGUAGCUUCCUCUUUAGCUCAGAGGCUGAAUGGCUGUAAUGUGCAAAAGGUUUGUGAUGCCAAGCUGCUGAGCAGCUCAGGCGGAGUCAGGGAGAUCCGGGGCCUGCGAUUCUGCUUCUUGGUCCUUUCUCUCCUAGAAACCCCUCACGGCCUCCCCAACAUGGGUUAUGCUUCAAAGGGGGUGCCAUGGACAGAAUUCUCCCCCAUGACAGGACGGAAGAACACCGAGACCAGAGAAGUCAGACCUGUGCAGACCGCCCCACAGACUCCCCAGCCGCGACCCCGUCUUAGCUCAGCGUUUCUCCUCCCUCCGCAGGUGCUUACUGCUCUGUUGUCAGGUGGCCUGGCUUUACUUGGAGCCCUGAUUUGCUUUGUCACUUCUGGAGUUGCUCUGAAAGAUGGUCCUUUUUGCAUGUUUGAUGUUUCAUCCUUCAAUCAGACACAAGCUUGGAAAUAUGGUUACCCAUUCAAAGACCUGCAUAGUAGGAAUUAUCUGUAUGACCGUUCGCUCUGGAACUCCAUCUGCCUGGAGCCCUCUGCAGCUGUUGUCUGGCACGUGUCCCUCUUCUCCGCCCUUCUGUGCAUCAGCCUGCUCCAGCUUCUCCUGGUGGUCGUUCAUGUCAUCAACAGCCUCCUGGGCCUUUUCUGCAGCCUCUGCGAGAAGUGA
Molecule: messenger RNA, 2619 nt
Organism: Pan troglodytes (chimpanzee)
Lineage: Eukaryota; Metazoa; Chordata; Mammalia; Primates; Hominidae
Gene: TM4SF19
Product: transmembrane 4 L six family member 19
Exons: 2
Coding region: 1915-2619 (234 amino acids)
Cellular component (GO): membrane
Source: RefSeq, a predicted model, not a curated record